This is a messenger RNA of Botrytis deweyae, 921 nucleotides long. RefSeq lists its product as uncharacterized. The coding region runs from base 1 to 921 and encodes 306 amino acids. Gene Ontology annotation, cellular component: nucleus; mediator complex. The transcript has 4 exons. The record is from RefSeq and is a predicted model, not a curated record. Gene Ontology annotation, molecular function: cyclin-dependent protein serine/threonine kinase regulator activity. Gene Ontology annotation, biological process: positive regulation of transcription by RNA polymerase II. Lineage: Eukaryota; Fungi; Ascomycota; Leotiomycetes; Helotiales; Sclerotiniaceae.
AUGGCUGCCAACUACUGGGAAUCAAGUCAACGAAAACACUGGCAAUUCACACGAGAACAAUUGGAGGAUUUACGAUCCAAACUCGAAGAUGAAGAUCAAGCUCUUGUACAAGCAUAUCCUCUGCCACAACUCAGACAUCUGAGCAUAUAUUUUAAUCAACAAAUGACUCGACUUGGAAAACGUCUCGGCGUGCGACAGCAAGCAAUGGCCACGGCACAAUUAUACAUUCGUCGAUUUUACUCAAAGGUCGAAAUUCGGAAAACGAACCCAUAUUUAGUUCUGGCAACAGCAGUAUAUUUGGCAUGUAAAAUGGAAGAAUGUCCACAUCAUAUCAGACUUGUGGUUAGUGAAGGUAGAGGAUUAUGGCCUGAAUAUUUCAGUAAUGAUACUUCGAGGCUUGGGGAAUGUGAAUUCUUUUUGAUCUCCGAAAUGAGUUCACAAAUGAUUGUCCAUCAUCCUUAUAGGAGUUUGACUGCUCUUCAAGGGACUUUCUCCCUAACAGCAGAAGAAUCCAAUCUCGCUUGGUCUAUUGUAAAUGAUCAUUACAUGACGGAUUUACCUCUAUUUUACGCACCACAUACUAUUGCAAUUAUGGCUAUUCUUCUAGCGCUCGUACUUCGCCCAAAUGCAACUGGAAUUCAAUCUGCUAGUGGUUCCUCGGCUAGCAAUAUUGCAAGUGCCGCCCAAGCUGCAUUAACGACCGCUGGUCAAGCGAAAGGCGGAACUCCUGAGAGGCAAGGAGGGAGAACGAAAGUGCAAAAAUUGGCAAGUUGGCUUGCUGAAAGUACUAUUGAUGUCGAAGCGAUUGUUGAUUGCACGCAAGAAAUGAUAUCAUUUUAUGAAGCUCAAGAACACUACAAUGAAAAGCUUACAAGGGAACAAAUAAACCGAUUUAUCAAAGCUCGAGGUUUGGAUAAAUGA